Molecule: messenger RNA, 660 nt
Organism: Colius striatus (speckled mousebird)
Lineage: Eukaryota; Metazoa; Chordata; Aves; Coliiformes; Coliidae
Gene: MTFP1
Product: mitochondrial fission process 1
Exons: 4
Coding region: 38-526 (162 amino acids)
Biological process (GO): mitochondrial fission
Cellular component (GO): mitochondrion
Source: RefSeq, a predicted model, not a curated record
GCGGCGGCGGCGGCGGGAGCGGCCGGGAGCGCGCGCCAUGGGGGAGGCCGAGCGUGACCCCUACCGGGACACGUGGAUCCGAUACCUGGGUUAUGCCAACGAGGUGGGCGAGUCGUUCCGGCCCGUGGUGCCCGUGCAGGUGGUGUGGGCCAGCUACGGUGUGGCCAGCGCCUACGUGACGGCCGACGCCAUUGACAAGGGCCGGAAAGCUGCCGCUGCCCACGCCCAGGACCCCGCGCAGGCCACGCGCGUGGGGGUGGCCGUGGUGGACACCUUCGUCUGGCAGAGCUUGGCCUCGGUGGCCAUCCCCGGCUUCACCAUCAACCGCCUGUGCGCCGCCUCGCUGGCCCUGCUGGGCACCCUCACCCGCUGGCCCCUGCCCCUGCGCCGCUGGACCACCACGGCCCUGGGGCUGGCAGCCAUCCCCCUCAUCAUCACCCCCAUUGACAGGACUGUGGAUUUCCUGAUGGACUCCAGUCUCCGCAAGCUCUAUGGGGCCCCAGGAGAGCCCCCAGCCCCACACUGAGCACCCCCAGGCUGGGGAAACUGAGGCACGCUGCUGUUCUUAGGGUGCUGUGACCCAUCUACUGUGAACCCUUGCUCCACUGGUGGCCCCAGAGCGGCCAACCCUGCCCCACGCCUGGUCCUAAUAAACUAUUU